Molecule: messenger RNA, 1767 nt
Organism: Raphanus sativus (radish)
Lineage: Eukaryota; Viridiplantae; Streptophyta; Magnoliopsida; Brassicales; Brassicaceae
Product: beta-glucosidase 40
Exons: 11
Coding region: 152-1669 (505 amino acids)
Biological process (GO): carbohydrate metabolic process
Molecular function (GO): beta-glucosidase activity
Source: RefSeq, a predicted model, not a curated record
AUAUAGCAUCCACUUCAUAGCUUUUUCCUCACUCUCAUUCCUCUUUUUUCUUUCUUUCUCCUUGUUUCGUCUCUUUAUUUCUUUCUUCCUCAUAAAAAAGAAGUUAACACAUAAACAUAUGUAACUGGAGAAGAAGAUAUUAAAAGGAGAGAUGGGUUCAAGGAGAUUAAUCAUGGUGAUGGUGAUGGUCGUGGUGAUGAUGGAUACGAAAUUCAUAUGUGCUCAGGAUAUCUCCAGAGGCAGUUUCCCUAAGGGCUUUGUCUUCGGAACUGCUUCUUCUGCUUUUCAGCACGAGGGAGCAGUAAAGGAAGAAGGAAGAGGUCCAACGAUAUGGGACACAUUUUCCCACACUUUUGGUAAAAUCACUGAUUUUAGUAACGCCGAUGUUGCUGUUGAUCAGUACCAUCGUUACGAGGAAGAUGUACAACUCAUGAAGAACAUGGGCAUGGACGCUUAUAGAUUUUCCAUCUCGUGGACACGCAUAUUCCCAAAUGGCGUGGGACAAAUAAACGAAGCCGGAAUCGAUCACUACAACAAACUCAUAAAUGCUUUACUUGCUAAAGGGAUCGAGCCAUAUGUGACGUUGUACCAUUGGGACCUUCCACAGGCACUCCAUGAUCGAUACCUCGGUUGGUUAAACCCACAAAUCAUAAAUGAUUUUGCAGCCUAUGCAGAGGUUUGUUUCCAGAGAUUUGGAGAUAGAGUGAAACAUUGGAUCACAUUCAACGAGCCACACACAUUUGCCAUACAAGGCUAUGAUGUUGGUCUACAAGCUCCAGGCCGUUGCACUAUUCUUUUUAAGCUCACUUGUCGCUCUGGAAACUCAUCUACCGAGCCUUACAUCGUCGGUCACAAUGUUCUUCUCACUCACGCCACCGUAUCAGAUAUCUACAAGAAAAAGUAUAAGGCAAAGCAGGGAGGUUCAUUAGGGAUAGCGUUUGAUGUAAUGUGGUAUGAACCGGAGUCAAACAAGACAGAGGACAUUGAAGCUGCACAAAGAGCUCAAGACUUUCAACUUGGCUGGUUUUUGGAUCCGUUGAUGUUUGGGGAUUAUCCGAGUUCGAUGAGGAGCAGAGUUGGAAGCAGAUUGCCAGUGUUCACGGGAUCUCAGUCUGCCCUGCUGAAGGGUUCACUAGACUUUGUAGGGAUUAAUCAUUACACAACGUACUAUGCAAGGAACAAUGACACCAAUCUCAUCGGCACUCUCUUACACGAUGCCGUUUCGGAUUCUGGAACCGUCACUCUGCCUUUUAAGGGUCUGAGUGCAAUUGGAGAUAGAGCUAGUUCGAUAUGGUUGUACAUAGUGCCUAGAGGGAUGAGAAGCUUAAUGAACUACGUCAAGAAACGAUAUGGAAACCCACCAGUCUUUAUCACUGAAAAUGGAAUGGAUGAUUCAAACAACAUUCUGAUCUCAAGAGAAGCAGCUCUCAAGGAUGCGAAGAGAAUCAAGUACCAUCAUGAUUAUCUUACGAGCUUACAAACUGCGAUUAAAGAGGAUGGAUGCAAUGUGAAAGGGUACUUUGUGUGGUCACUGUUGGACAAUUGGGAAUGGGCAGCUGGUUACAGUUCAAGAUUCGGUCUCUACUUCGUUGAUUAUAGAGACAAGCUCAAGAGAUACCCCAAGGACUCUGUUCGCUGGUUCACUUCUUUCUUAAACUCCACUUCUUGAUAUGUAUACACUGGAUGUUAGUUAUCAAUGAUUAGAAUUCAGUUUUGAUUUAUAAGAAAAAUAUUAAGCACAAGAAAAUCAAUGGAUGUUAGUUAUCA